This is a messenger RNA of Arvicanthis niloticus (Nile rat), 8885 nucleotides long. RefSeq names its product serine/arginine repetitive matrix 2 (gene Srrm2). Gene Ontology annotation, cellular component: nucleus. Gene Ontology annotation, molecular function: mRNA binding; protein binding. The record is from RefSeq and is a predicted model, not a curated record. Lineage: Eukaryota; Metazoa; Chordata; Mammalia; Rodentia; Muridae.
GUGCUGACGCGCAACGCUGCCCAGGCGGGGUGCGAGUGGCGCAGUCGAAGCCCGCUGCGGCCCCUGAGGAAGCGAGGAGGCGGCGGCGGCGGCUGAGGCGGGCGGACCGGCGAGGCGGCGGCUUCAGGCUCUGAGGGAUUCGAAAACUGAAGCAGCAGCUGCGGCAGGACCUAUCCGUUUCGCAGGCGGCGGCCGGAGGCGGCUGCGGCGGCGGCGGGAGCGGUGGUGCCCCCUGGGCACAGGGCCAUGUACAACGGGAUCGGGCUGCCGACGCCCCGGGGCAGCGGCACCAACGGCUACGUUCAGCGCAACCUGUCCCUGGUGCGGGGCCGCCGUGGUGAGCGGCCUGACUACAAGGGAGAGGAGGAACUGCGGCGCCUGGAGGCUGCCCUGGUGAAGCGACCUAAUCCUGACAUCCUGGACCACGAGCGCAAGCGGCGCGUGGAGCUGCGAUGCCUCGAGCUGGAGGAGAUGAUGGAAGAGCAGGGGUACGAAGAACAGCAAAUUCAGGAAAAAGUGGCGACCUUUCGACUCAUGUUGCUGGAAAAGGAUGUGAACCCUGGGGGCAAGGAAGAAGCCCCAGGGCAGAGGCCAGUGGUAACUGAGACCCAUCAGUUGGCAGAACUGAAUGAGAAGAAGAAUGAACGACUCCGUGCUGCCUUUGGCAUCAGUGAUUCCUAUGUGGAUGGCAGUUCUUUUGAUCCUCAGCGACGUGCUCGAGAAGCUAAGCAAACAGCUCCUGAGCCUCCCAAACCAUACAGCCUUGUUCGAGAGACCAGCAGUUCUCGCUCACCAACUCCAAAGCAAAAGAAGAAGAAAAAGAAGAAAGAUAGAGGACGCAGGUCAGAGAGCAGUUCUCCUCGACGGGAGAGGAAGAAGAGUUCAAAGAAGAAGAAACACAGGUCAGAAUCCGAGUCCAAGAAACGAAAACACAGGUCUCCUACUCCAAAGAGCAAACGUAAAUCAAAGGAUAAGAAGAGGAAACGGUCUCGAAGUACAACACCAGCUCCUAAGAGCCGUCGAGCUCAUCGGUCAACUUCUGCUGACUCUGCUUCUUCCUCUGAUACUUCUCGUAGUCGGUCUCGAAGUGCUGCUGCUAAAAUUCAUACAACAGCCUUGACUGGGCAAAGUCCUCCCCUUGCUUCAGGGCAUCAAGGGGAGGGAGAUGCACCUUCUAGUGAACCAGGUGCCACCAACAUACCACAGCCUAGUAGCCCAGAUCCCUCUACAAAGCAAUCUAGCAGUCCUUAUGAAGACAAAGAUAAGAAGGAGAAAUCUGCAGUUCGACCUAGCCCCUCUCCGGAAAGGAGCAGCACAGGGCCAGAACUACCUGCCCCCACUCCGCUCCUUGUUGAGCAACAUGGUGACUCCCCACGACCCCUUGCAGCAAUCCCGUCCAGUCAGGAGCCAGUUAACCCCUCAUCUGAGGCUUCCCCAACCCGGGGCUGUUCACCACCUAAGUCUCCUGAGAAACCUCCUCAGUCAUCUUCCUCAGAGAGCUGCCCACCAUCCCCUCAACCUACCAAAGUUUCUCGGCAUGCCAGCUCUUCUCCUGAAAGUCUUAAACCCACACCAGCUCCUGGGUCCCGUCGAGAGAUUUCUUCUUCACCCACAUCUAAGAAUCGCUCACAUGGCAGAGCAAAGCGGGAUAAAUCUCAUUCUCAUACCCCAUCUCACAGAGCAGGGAGGUCUCGUAGUCCUGCCACUAAGAGAGGACGAUCUCGAUCUAGAACCCCCACCAAGAGAGGUCAUUCCAGGUCCCGAUCCCCUCAGUGGCGAAGGUCACGAUCUGCACAAAGGUGGGGAAAAUCUAGAAGUCCCCAGAGGCGUGGCCGGUCAAGGUCUCCUCAGAGGCCAGCCUGGUCCAGGAGCAGAAAUACUCAGAGAAGAGGCAGGUCUAGGUCAGCAAGGAGAGGCAGAUCACAUUCCAGAUCUCCGGCCACUAGGGGCAGAUCCCGGUCUAGAACUCCAGCUAGAAGGGGUAGGUCUCGGUCUAGAACACCUGCCAGGCGGCGAUCACGAUCCAGAACACCUGCCAGGCGUAGGUCUCGGUCUAGAACACCAGCUCGCAGGGGAAGGUCUAGAUCGAGAACACCCGCUCGGCGCAGGUCUAGGACACGAUCACCAGUUCGAAGGAGGUCUCGAAGUAGAUCCCAAGCUAGGAGAAGUGGUAGGUCUAGGUCCAGAACACCAGCCAGGAGAAGUGGCAGGUCACGGUCUAGAACACCAGCCAGGAGAGGGAGGUCACGGUCUAGAACACCAGCCAGAAGAAGUGGUCGAUCUCGGUCUAGAACACCACCCAGGAGAGGGAGGUCACGGUCCAGAACACCAGCACGACGACGAUCUCGCAGUAGAAGUCUUGUGAGACGUGGAAGAUCUCACUCUAGAACACCACAAAGAAGAGGACGAUCUGGCUCAUCCUCAGAGAGGAAGAACAAAUCUAGAACAUCUCAGAGGAGAAGCAGGUCUAACUCAAGCCCAGAAGUGAAAAAAUCUCAUGUUUCCUCAAGACGGAGCAGGUCUCUUUCUUCACCACGAUCCAAAGCAAAAUCUUUGAGGCGAAGCCUUUCAGGUUCCUCUCCAUGUCCUAAACAAAAGUCACAGACACCAACCAGGCGAAGUCGUUCUGGUUCUUCGCCACCUAAACAGAAGUCAAAAACACCACCAAGACAGAGUCAAUCAAAUUCUCCUCAGCCUAAAGUAAAAUCUGGAACACCACCAAGACCAGGGUCUGCAACAAACAUGCAGGCCGAUGAAUGUGCUGCAACACCACAGAGACAGAGCCGUUCUGAAUCAUCACCUGAUGGUGAGGUGAAAUCAAGGACCCCAUCAAGACAAAGCUGCUCUGGGUCUUCUCCUCAAGUUAAGUCUAGCACACCUCCGAGACAGAGCCCAUCUAGGUCAUCAUCUCCACAACCCAAAGUGAAGACAGUAAUAUCACCAAGACGAAGCCAUUCUAGCUCCUCUUCUCCAAGUCCUAGUAGAGUAACAUCUAGGACACCUCAGAGGAAAAGCAGAUCAGUAUCUCCCUGCCCCAAGGUGGACUCUAGAUUGUUAAGACAUAGCCGUUCUAGAUCCUCUUCACCAGAUACCAAAAUGGAACUGGGAACACCACUGAGACACUCUGAGUCUACAUCACCAUAUCCAAAAAGCAUGCUUCAGACUCCACCAGAUCAAAAUCUUUCUGGAUCAAAGUCACCCUGUCCCCAGAAGUCUAGGGAUUCACCAACAGGAAGCUCUGGAUCUUUUUCCCUCUGUUCAGGCGUAACGCCUAGUGGUGUAUUUCCAGGAGAGAGCUGUUUUAGCUCCUCAUUUGUGCAACAGAAAGGACAAUCUCAAAGUUGGCCAGAUACUUCAAGUCCAGAAGUCAGGCAGACUCACUUGGAAUCUUCAUCGCUGCAGAGCAAAUCUCAAACAUCUCCUAAGGGUAGCCUUUCCAGAUCUUCAUCUCCAGUCACUGAGCUGACAGCCAGAUCACCAGUAAAACAAGAUAAAAGUGAACUAUCAACAGAUCCAAAGUUGAAGUCAGGAAUGUCUCCUGAGCAGAGUAAGACUAAACCUGACUCCAGCCUAUAUCCUUUAGUAGACUCUAAAUCUCUUCUGGUACAGAGCAAAUUGGAGUCUUCUGAAUUAAAGGAGAGACUAGGUUUAAUUCAAGAGGAUGUUGCAUUAUCUUCUAUACCAAGAGACAAAUUUAGUCCUCUACAGGAUAGGCCUGAGUCCUCUACAGUGCUGAAAGACACACCUAGAGUACUAUUAAAAGAAAGGAGUGGAGCUGGGUCACCUCCAGGCACAAGAGACCAAAAAAGUUUGUUACCUAAUUUAAGUCAAGAUGAAUUAAUGGAAGUAGAAAAAGCUGAGCAACCUUUAAGCCAAGUUCUACCCAGUUUAUCUCCAGAACAUAAAGAAAUACCUGCAAGUAACUUUGAGUCAUCUCCUGAAAUAGAAGAAAGGCCUGUUGUAUUGUCUGCUCUUGACCAAAGCCAGUCACAGCUUUCAAAAACAGCAGAAAUGCCUGCAGUGGCUUCAUGUUGGGGUGGGCCACAAGUUUCUCCAGAACAUAAAGAACUAUCUCAUUCUCCCCCCAGGGAGAAUAGCUUUGAGUCAUCUUUAGAGUUUAGAAACUCAGGCCCUGUUUCUGGACUUUCUCCUGAGGUUAAAGAAGAAUUGAAUGGACCGUUCCUUCAUCAGACAGAGGCAGAUCCAUCUCUGGACGUGAAAGAACAGUCAACUAGGUCCUCUAGACGCAGCAGUUCUGAGUUAUCACCAGAAGUAGUGGAAAAGGUAGGAAUAUUUUCAAGUCAGAGUGUAUCUUCGCCUGUGCUUGAGACUGUACAACAAAGAACACCUUCGAGAGAAAGAAGUAGUUCUGCAUCUUCUCCUGAACUGAAAGAUGGUUUACCCAGAACUCCAUCUAGGAGAAGCCGGUCUGGGUCUUCUCCAGGACUUAGAGAUGGCUCUGGGACUCCUUCUAGGCAUAGCCUGUCUGGGUCCUCUCCUGGAAUCAAAGAUACACCUCAAACCCCGUCCAGGGGACGAAGUGAAUGUGACUCUUCUCCAGAACCAAAAGCGUUGUCUCAGACUCCUAGAGCUCGAAGUCAUUCUCCAUCAUCCCCAGAACGCAACAACAAGAGUAUCACUCCUCAGAGAGAAAGAAGUGGGUCAGAAUCAUCAGUAGAACAGAAAACUGUGGCUAGGACCUCUCCUGGGCAAAGAAGUCGAUCUGGGUCUUCCCAAGAGCUUGAUGGAAAACCCAGUGCAUCCCCACAGGAAAGAAGUGAGUCAGACUCUUCUCCAGAUUCUAAACCCAAGACUCGAACUCCUCUCAGACAGAGGAGUCACUCUGGAUCAUCUCCAGAGGUUGACAGCAAAUCUCGACACUCUCCCAGGCUCAGUAGGUCUGGCUCAUCUCCUGAAAUGAAAGAUAAGCCUAGAGUGUUACAGAGGGCUCAGAGUGGUACUGAUUCGUCUCCUGAACACAAGAUACCUGCCCCUCGGGCCCUGCCCAGGCGUAGUAGGUCAGGUUCGUCAAGUAAAGAGAGAGGUCUUUCCCCUGAAGGAAGCAGUAGUUCUGAGUCUUCUCCAGAACAUCCCCCCAAAUCUAGAACUGCUCGAAGAGGCUCCAGGUCUUCAGUGGAGCCAAAGACAAAGUCUCGCACACCACCUCGACGCCGGAGUUCUCGAUCAUCUCCUGAGCUAACCAGGAAGGCUAGAGUCUCUCGUAGAAGCCGGUCUGCCUCCUCUUCACCAGAAACCCGCUCCAGAACUCCACCAAGACGCAGAAGAAGUCCUUCAGUAUCUUCACCAGAGCCAGCUGAGAAGUCGAGGUCUUCACGGAGGAGGCGCUCAGUUUCUUCUCCUCGCACCAAGACAACUUCAAGAAGAGGCCGGUCUCCUUCACCCAAACCUCGUGGACUCCAAAGAUCUCGAUCCCGCUCACGUAGAGAGAAAGCCAGAACAACUAGACGCCGAGAUAGAUCUGGAUCAUCUCAAUCAACAUCACGAAGAAGACAGAGGAGCCGCUCUAGGUCACGGGUUACUCGGAGACGAAGGGGUGGCUCUGGUUACCAUUCAAGAUCACCUACCAGACAGGAGAGUUCUCGAACCUCCUCUAGACGCAGAAGAGGCCGCUCCCGGACGCCCUUGACCAGUCGGAAACGAUCUCGGUCACGCACAUCACCAGCUCCUUGGAAGCGCUCUAGAUCUCGAGCCUCACCAGCCACUCAUCGGCGAUCCAGGUCCAGAACACCAUUGAUCAGCCGACGUCGAUCCAGAUCACGGACUUCACCUGUGAGUAGGAGACGGUCAAGGUCAGUGAAUAGGCGUAGAUCUCGAUCAAGAGCAUCCCCAGUGAGUCGAAGACGAUCCAGGUCCAGAACACCACCAGUAACUCGUCGUCGUUCAAGGUCCAGGACACCAACAACUCGCCGUCGCUCUCGUUCCAGGACUCCUCCAGUCACUCGCAGAAGGUCCAGAUCCAGGACUCCACCAGUAACCCGGAGGCGAUCGAGAAGCAGAACUUCACCUGUUAAUAGAAGAAGAUCAAGAUCCAGGACAUCCCCAGUUACCCGGAGAAGAUCAAGGUCUCGAACAUCUCCAGUCACUCGUAGGCGGUCCCGUUCCCGAACCUCUCCAGUGACAAGACGCCGCUCCAGGUCUCGAACUCCUCCAGCGAUUCGGAGGCGCUCUAGAUCUCGGACACCGCUGUUGCCACGCAAGCGCUCUCGAAGCCGCUCACCACUUGCUAUCCGCCGCCGUUCUAGGUCUCGUACUCCUAGGGCAGCUCGAGGCAAGCGGUCCUUAACAAGAUCUCCUCCAGCCAUCCGUAGGCGGUCUGCAUCUGGAAGUAGUUCUGAUCGUUCGCGUUCUGCCACUCCUCCAGCAACAAGAAAUCAUUCUGGAUCUCGGACACCUCCUGUAGCACUCAGUAGCUCUAGAAUGAGUUGCUUUAGUCGUCCUAGCAUGUCACCAACUCCUCUUGACCGAUGUAGAUCACCUGGAAUGCUUGAACCCCUUGGAAGCGCUAGAACACCCAUGUCAGUGCUACAGCAAACUGGUGGCUCAAUGAUGGAUGGUCCAGGUCCUCGGAUUCCUGAUCAUCCAAGAUCAUCUGUUCCAGAAAACCAUGCUCAGUCUAGAAUUGCACUUGCCUUGACAGCCAUCAGUCUUGGUACUGCCCGGCCACCUCCAUCCAUGUCUGCUGCUGGCCUUGCUGCAAGAAUGUCCCAGGUUCCAGCCCCUGUACCUCUCAUGAGCCUCAGAACAGCCCCAGCUGCCAACCUUGCCAGCAGGAUUCCAGCAGCAUCUGCAGCAGCUAUGAACCUUGCUAGUGCCAGGACAUCCGCUAUUCCAGCAUCUGUGAACCUUGCUGACUCACGAACACCAGCUGCUGCAGCAGCCAUGAACUUAGCCAGCCCAAGAACAGCAGUGGCCCCUUCAGCUGUGAACCUUGCAGAUCCUCGAACCCCUGCGGCUUCAGCUGUGAACCUAGCAGGAGCUAGGACACCAGCUGCAUUAGCAGCUUUGAGUCUCACAGGCUCUGGGACACCUCCAACUGCUGCAAAUUAUCCCUCCAGUUCCAGAACACCCCAGGCUCCAACCCCCACAAAUCUAGUGGGUCCUCGAUCUGCGCAUGGCACAGCUCCUGUGAAUAUUGCUGGCUCUAGAACCCCUGCAGCCUUGGCUCCCACAAAUCUCUCCAGUUCCAGGAUGGCUCCAGCAUUGUCUGGUGCAAAUCUCACCAGUCCCAGGGUCCCCCUUUCUGCUUAUGAGCGUGUCAGUGGCAGAACCUCACCUUUAUUGCUUGAUCGAGCCAGGUCCAGAACACCACCAUCUGCCCCAAGCCAGUCUAGAAUGACCUCUGAGCGUGAGCGGGCUCCUUCCCCUGCUUCAAGAAUGGUUCAGGCUCCUACGCAAUCUCUUCUUCCUCCUGCGCAGGAUCGGCCUCGGUCCCCUGUGCCAUCUGCUUUUUCAGACCAAUCUCGUUCAGUUGCCCAGACCACUCCUGUAGCAGGGUCUCAGUCCCUUUCAACUGGGACUGUAGCAAAGUCCACAUCCUCUGCUAGUGACCACAAUGGCAUGCAUUCUGGCCCUGCCCCUGGGGUGUCCCAUGCUGAAGGUGGGGAGCCACCUGCCUCUACUGGAGCCCAGCAGCCUUCUGCAUUGGCUGCUUUGCAACCAACAAAGGAACGUCGGAGCUCUUCCUCCUCCUCCUCAUCAUCUAGCUCCUCCUCCUCUUCAUCUUCAUCAUCGUCAUCAUCCUCUUCUUCUGGCUCCAGUUCUAGUGACUCAGAGGGCUCCAGCCUUCCUGCUCAACCUGAGGUGACACUGAAAAGGGUUCCCAGCCCCACCCCAGUCCCAAAGGAGGCUGUUAGAGAGGGACGCCCUCAGGAACCAACCCCGGCCAAAAGGAAGAGGCGCUCUAGCAGCUCCAGUUCCAGCUCCUCCUCCUCCUCUUCUUCUUCCUCUUCCUCCUCCUCUUCUUCCUCCUCUUCCUCCUCCUCCUCCUCUUCUUCCUCCUCCUCUUCUUCCUCUUCUUCCUCCUCCCCUUCCCCUGCUAAGCCUGGCCCUCAGGCAUUACCCAAACCUGCAAGCCCCAAGAAGCCACCCCCUGGCGAGAGGAGGUCUCGAAGUCCUCGGAAGCCAAUAGACUCCCUUCGGGAUUCCCGAUCCCUCAGUUACUCACCUGUUGAUCGUCGACAGCCCUCGCCCCAACCCUCACCACGGGAUCAACAGAGCAGUGAACGAGUUUCCUGGAGAGGCCAGCGAGGGGACAGUAAUUCUCCUGGCCAUAAGAGGAGGAAGGAGACACCUAGUCCCCGUUCCAAUCGUCACCGCUCCUCCAGGUCUCCAUAAUCUGGAUUCCACCACACCUCAUACUCUGGAGACAUGAGUAUUCCUCAUUUUUCCCAGAAGAAUCAUGGGAGGAGUCUUUGUAUGCCUUCCCUUGAACCUUGGCAGCAUCUUGAGGGGAAGAUCUUUCUCCCCCUCUCCGCUCCCUUUUUUUUUUUUUUUUUUGUUCCUGUGAAAUGUUGAUCUCUGUGAGUUUUUCCUGGUUCAUGUGUUUUGGGGGGGUUGGAGUGGGAGGGAAUGUGAGUUUAGGGAGGGAGGGGCACAGCUCAAGACAUCUAAGCCUCAUGUAAUGAUCCAGGGAGCUAGUCCUCCAAAUUCUUGGGUGACUGAACCUGAUGGUUUGAUUUGGUAAGUUGUUCUUGGAAGAGGAAGGACCUGAAGUUGGUUGGCCCUGCUGCACCCCGUUGACAAGGUUGAGAGACCCUCUCCCCCCAACUUUUGUUUCUUAAGGCAUUUUGUUUUUUAAAAAAUCUGUACAGCAAAAGCAACUUUUUCUGUCAAAUAAAAAUAAAUAAAAGUGAGAAAUGCAGUAA